Molecule: messenger RNA, 1152 nt
Organism: Vigna umbellata (rice bean)
Lineage: Eukaryota; Viridiplantae; Streptophyta; Magnoliopsida; Fabales; Fabaceae
Source: RefSeq, a predicted model, not a curated record
AUGCAAACUCUUAUGCCAGAAAAAACUCCUCCCGUAGUGGAUAAGUAUGAUGGCUCAACAGAUCCGGAUGAUCAUAUCAGGACAUUUGUAAAUGCAAUGGCAUUUUACACGAUCAGUAAUCUAGUUAUGUGUAGAGCAUUUUCAUUAUCUCUCAAGGAAGAGGCAUUGUCAUGGUAUAACACCCUUCCUCUGAAUAUAGUGUAUUGUUUUGCCACUAUGCAAUCCCUUUUUGAGAGAAAGUAUGCAUCUAGUCGAAUACAAGAACGAACACCUGCAAAACUGGUAAAUACCAAGCAGGAGAAGGGUGAAUCUUUGAGAGCCUUUAUGAAAAGGUAUAACGAAACCACUAUGCAGGUCAAAGAUAUUAACCAUAUUUUUAUCAUUAGAAAUUUACCUUUGUGUUUGAGAGCGGGAUACUUCUCAGAAAAUUUGUACGCGAGACUCCCUAAAACUAUUGACGAGCUCCAAGAAAGGGUGGCUGAGUUUAUUCGAAUUGAAGAUAUAAGAUGCACGAGAAAAAAGCAACAACAAGAAACUUCUGCGAACGGGAACAAAAAGGAAGGAAAACGAUCGUUCAACAAUAACAACAAAAAUGGAGGUCCUCCUCAGAGGGAUUCCAUCCGAGCGCUCAGGUAUGAUCAUUAUACCAUCCUUAAUGCACCCAGGACAAAAGUUCUUGAGGAAUCCCUUGAUACCGAACUUCUUAUAGUUCAAAAAAAGCAUAUGCCCAAAAAUGCUUAUGAAAGAAAAACCUGUCGGUUUCAUCUUAAUCGUGGUCAUACCAUCGAAGAAUGUGAUGAAUUGCAGGAUGAAAUAGAAAGACUUGUUCGAGCGGGUCACCUCCAAAAGUAUGUAGAAAAAGAGAGAGAGAUCGAACAAGAAGCCCUUAGAGAAAAAUCCCAGCAUAGAAGCCCCGAACGGUCGUAUCAAAGACACUACCGCAGCCGAAAUCGGAGUCAUGAACAUGACCGCUCAGUUAGUGGGCAUAUCAAUACUAUAUCUGGAGGCUUUGCUAGAGGAGGAUCCUCGUCUUCGGCCCGUAGAAGGCAAUUAAGGAACUUGAAAACUGUUCACACGGUAAAGAGAAAGCCUCAAUCCUGGCCAUCCAUUACCUUUACCGAUGUCGACUUUCAUGUUCAUGACCCUGAUUAG